Molecule: messenger RNA, 1032 nt
Organism: Anopheles marshallii
Lineage: Eukaryota; Metazoa; Arthropoda; Insecta; Diptera; Culicidae
Product: splicing factor YJU2
Exons: 3
Coding region: 1-1032 (343 amino acids)
Biological process (GO): mRNA splicing, via spliceosome
Cellular component (GO): U2-type catalytic step 1 spliceosome
Source: RefSeq, a predicted model, not a curated record
AUGUCGGAACGAAAAGUUUUAAACAAAUACUAUCCGCCGGAUUUUGAUCCGUCGAAAAUCCCACGGGUGAAACUGCCGAAGAAUCGACAGUACACGGUACGAUUGAUGGCUCCGUUCAAUAUGCGCUGCGUUACCUGCGGCGAGUAUAUUUACAAGGGUAAGAAGUUUAACGCCCGCAAAGAGGACGUAGAAAAUGAAGACUACCUCGGCAUACGGAUAUAUCGGUUCUACAUCAAGUGUACGCGUUGCCUGCAAGAAAUUUCGUUCAAAACUGAUCCGCGCAACACAGACUAUGAAAUUGAGGCGGGUGCGACCCGUAACUUUAUGGCGCUAAAGUUGGCCGAAGAACAGGCCCGGCGAGCGGAGGAAGAGGCCCGCGAGGAGGAAGCUACCAAUCCGAUGAAGCUGCUCGAGAAUCGUACGCAACAGUCGAGGAAUGAAAUCGAGCUGCUGGAAUCGCUGGAGGAGCUGCGUGAUUUGAACCGCCGCCAGCAGGACAUCGACUAUGACAGUAUGCUGCAGCAGUUCGAUCGUACCGAGAGUAUCCGGGAACGUGAGGAACGCCAAGAGCGACAGGACGAGGAGUUUAUUAAGUCAGUAAAGUUCCAAAGCAAAUCCGGCGUGAAACGUGUAGCGACAGAAAUAAUCGUAGAAGAGGUGAAGGAAGAAGUCACAGAAAAAUCAACGUCCAUAGCAGCAGAAAGCAAUAAACCGAGUUGCUCCACGGCUACUGCCACUGCUUCAUCGACUGCCAGCAAGAGCGUUCCGUCGUUUGCAACCAGUAAAUCCCGUAAGCUGGACAACAUAAGCAUUGGCGUAAAAAAGACAGCCCUGAACAAUUUGGUCGUUAAGAAGAAGGAAAUGCCACCACCGAAAGCACCGCCCCCUGUGUCUGUAACGCCGGUGACUUCGGCUUCAUCGACUCAAGUCACACAAACCGGUACCGGUACUGGUGGUGGUGUCGGUGGCAUCGGUAGCUUAGGACUGCUCGGUGCCUAUUCGGACAGUGAUGAAGGAUCGGAUGAGAAUUGA